This is a messenger RNA of Phialemonium atrogriseum, 1131 nucleotides long. RefSeq names its product putative helix-loop-helix DNA-binding domain-protein. Lineage: Eukaryota; Fungi; Ascomycota; Sordariomycetes; Cephalothecales; Cephalothecaceae. Gene Ontology annotation, molecular function: protein dimerization activity. The record is from RefSeq and is a predicted model, not a curated record. The transcript has 2 exons. Bases 1 to 1131 code for a protein of 376 amino acids.
AUGGCCAGCUCCACCCUCAACCAACACCCGCUGGCAUUACCGUUUGACACUUUCUCCCCGUACCAAACAAGACAGCAGACAUACGCCGACUUCUCACCGGCAUCAUUAUACAGCCCGUUGGAAGACUUCGGAACGGACUUCACCGACUCGGCAGCAUCCCCUGACUCUUCUUCCAUGUCGCCUACCUUUGCCAGCUCCUACUCCCUGCCCCAGGACAAUGACUGGAUGACAUGGGACGCAAAGGUAGAACGCUCGCCCGAGUCCGACUUCCUCAAGCCAGAGGCAUUUGACAGCCCGAUACUCGCCUCAAUACCGCCACACAACGUGUCUAUCAGUCCCGCUGUCAAUCCCAUGGAACUUGGCAACUCGGCUGUGGAUGACAUUGUCGUGUUCGGCCACGAGGGGAUAAACGACACCCAGCCGCUAUUCCAAUCGCUGCCGCCGCUAUCGCGAUCAUCCGAACCAACAUCGGCCAUCUCCCGGCCAUCACCGGCGAUCAAGACCUCGCCCGCCCCCUCGCCGCGGCUCGCUUCCCGGACCCCGGCCCGGGGUCAACAAGGAACGAAGCGCUACCCAAGCCGAAACCUCAAGCGCAAGUCCUCAGGGUCGACACCGACAUCCGGCGAUGAGUGUGAGGGUCUCUCCCCCUCGCAGCGGUCCUCAGUCUCUCCCGCCCCACGGGUACGGCGGGAUUCCAAGGAGCCCAGGGAGUCGUCGGCGCUGCCCAAGAAGACGGCGCACAACAUGAUCGAGAAGCGGUACCGCAACAACCUGAACGACAAGAUCGCGUCGCUCCGCGACGCCGUGCCGGCGCUGCGUGUCAUGGUGCGCCGGAUGGAGCCGGCGAACAGCAGCGAGGAGGACGGCGGGGACGAGGGGGGAGCGGCGGCGCGGUCGGCGAGGCGGGGGUCACGCGCGGCGGGGGCGGGGGCGAUGGAUUUGGGGGGUUUGGCGCCGGCGCACAAGCUCAACAAGGCGACCAUCCUCAGCAAGGCUACCGAGUAUAUUGUUCAUCUCGAGAGGCGGAACCAGAACCUGGCCAGGGAGAACGACGCGCUCAGGACUAGGGUCGAGGGGCUUGAGAUGCUGGUCAUGGGCCGGGGACCCGCGGGGACCAUGUGGAACCAAUAA